UUGUCCACCAAGAACGUUUUUGCCUGCACUCUGUAGGAUUUUCCUUGACGAGUGUGCUCCAGACAACGUGCUGGAAGUAACUGCGAGAGCCAUAACCUAUUACCUGGAUGUGUCAGCUGAAUGCACGAGGCGUAUAAUCGCAAUCGAUGGAGCGGUAAAAGCCAUUUGUAAUAGACUAGUCGUGUCCGAUUUUAGCGAAAGAACAAGUAAAGAUCUGGCAGAACAAUGCAUAAAGGUUUUAGAAUUGAUAUGCGUUCGAGAAGCGGGCGCGGUUUUCGAGGGAGGAGGUCUCGGAUGCGUUUUAAUGUUUAUCCGCGAUAACGGUUGGAGGGUGCACAAAGACACUCUUCAUUCUGCCAUGGCUGUCGUUUCAAGAUUAUGUACUAAAAUGGAACCUCAGGAUUCUUCUCUACCUGCUUGCGUCGAAGCUUUAUCAACACUACUGAAGCACGAAGAUACUCAUGUUUCAGAUGGAGCUCUGAGGUGUUUCGCAUCUUUAUCGGAUAGGUUUACCCGUCGCGGAGUCGAUCCGGCUCCAUUAGCGGAGCACGGACUUGUCAACGAGCUUUUAUCGCGGUUGUCGAAUGCUGCAGGUCCUGCUGCCGUCACGAACGGACCCGUCACUCUCGGAGCAAAUACGAGUACGUCGGCUCCGGAAACAACAAAAUGUUCGUCGUCUGUUUCGACCAUCAUUAGCUUAUUAUCCGCUUUGUGUAGAGGAUCCCACAGCAUCACCCAUGAUUUAUUAAGAUCUCAAUUACCUGAUGCGAUUGAAAAAGCAUUGCAAGGAGAUGAAAGGUAA
This is a messenger RNA of Pediculus humanus corporis (human body louse), 802 nucleotides long. RefSeq lists its product as uncharacterized. Gene Ontology annotation, cellular component: nuclear speck. The annotation marks the transcript as partial. Gene Ontology annotation, biological process: proteasome-mediated ubiquitin-dependent protein catabolic process; anatomical structure development; protein K63-linked ubiquitination. The transcript is spliced from 4 exons. Gene Ontology annotation, molecular function: ubiquitin protein ligase activity. Lineage: Eukaryota; Metazoa; Arthropoda; Insecta; Psocodea; Pediculidae. The record is from RefSeq and is a predicted model, not a curated record.